ACUAUUAUUAGUUUGGUUAUAUCGAAAUGAGUUACGACAAGAUCGAUUGUGAAGAGUACUACUUCGAUUAUCAAACUUUGUAAGUGACUUUUAGAUUAAAAACUUCAUUCAAAAUGAGUGGAAAUAUUCCACAUCGUGAUGUAGGCCCUAUUAUACAAUUAAUUAGAAGAAUUGCUCGAGGGAGAAAAUAUAUUCCUUCUGUGAGAUUUGCUGACGAACUAGCUGCUAGAACUCAACCACAUCCAAAUGUUCCUGGAGGUCCUUAUCAUAAGACAUCAAAAAUUUAUUAUCAUACAAGAGAUGCUCGACGUUUAGUUGCACCUCCUAUUGAAGUUGCUAACAACACUAAUAAACAAAUUACUGCUGGUUCUGGAGUAGCAGCUGCGAAACCAAUAACUCCUAAUAAAACAUACCACCCUCAAGUAGGAGAACCAGAUCCUGGAAAAAUUUAUAAUGAGCCAUUUGAGUUGUAAUUAAAGUACUCAGUUUAUAAAGUAAAAUAGAUGUAGAAAAUUAACUUAAUAAAUUAAUUAUUUCUGUUAAUAAUAACAGCAGAAAGACAUAAAGUUAAA
Messenger RNA from Chelonus insularis, 572 nucleotides. RefSeq names its product NADH dehydrogenase [ubiquinone] 1 alpha subcomplex subunit 7-like. The transcript is spliced from 4 exons. Gene Ontology annotation, biological process: ATP synthesis coupled electron transport; mitochondrial electron transport, NADH to ubiquinone. Lineage: Eukaryota; Metazoa; Arthropoda; Insecta; Hymenoptera; Braconidae. The record is from RefSeq and is a predicted model, not a curated record. Gene Ontology annotation, cellular component: mitochondrial inner membrane. The coding region runs from base 114 to 473 and encodes 119 amino acids.